UAAAAAUCAGCAUGCUAAAACAAUAUUUCUGCUGCUAAAUUAACCUUGGUUGUUGUUUUUGUUUGUUUGAAUGGACAGAGGAAAAAUAACUAUGUAAAAAAAAAAUCAAGGUUGGUUUGUUUUGUCUUGCAGAGGAAAUUGGGUCCAAUCAGAUGCUUGUCGGUUUUGCAGCACUAAAUAUGCCGUUCAUGGCUUUUUUAAAAAAAAGAUUCUCGUGAAUGGCUGAGGGGUCAGAUUCUCCCAAAGAGUCACUGCAAGGAGGAAUGUGAGGAGAGGAAGAAAAAAAAAAGGGAUAUAUUUUAACCUUUUCUAAUUUGGGCCUGUUAAAAAAGGGUUAAGUGAAGCCGUUGAAUGCUGCAAGCCUUGUCAGGGUUGUACUAUUUCCUCUAGUGCGUAAGGAGAAGGGUGAGGAGAAUUUGAAGGAAACUGGGAGAUUUCAAACAAAAGGGGGAUCUGCAGCAAAACCUCCAAGGUUGACAAUGAAGAGGCAGAACAAAAGGCAUAAUUGCCCAGGUUCUGGCAGAAAUCGCUGCCUCGGAGACUGAGAGCUAAGGGUUCGAUUCCACCUGACUCCCCCUACCUAGUUCUGAAAUCCUGGCUCAAAGUAGGCAAGCCAGGCGGCUGUCUGCAGCUGAAGAAAGGAUGUUAGAGAGUCUCUCUUUAGGAGGAAAAAUGGUUGGUUGGACUCCUCUGCACUAAGAAACGCCAGCCUCCGAAGAAACGGCCCAGCUGCCAGAGAUUGUCUGGUUUUGACCAAGUUAGAUGCAGGGAACCUGAUGACACCAUGUUGUGCUGGGGGCUCGGGCGUGAAAGUCUCAGUGACAGUUUCUGGCCGCAAAAGUUGAGCUCACCUGGGGCUUUUUGUGGGCUGUUUGGAGAGCCAGGCUCAAGAGAUGAUGCUGAGCAUCUCCCCCAGCUGUCAACGGAGCCCUCUGCAAAGUCGCUAGUGCAUGGGAGUCAGGUAGCAGGCUUCAUCCCAAGGCAACUCGGAUGUGCGGCAUGACUGCGAACCUGGCGCAGUGGCACAGGAGCUGAGCAUGGCAGGGGGCAUGGUCUGCUGUUUGCCUUGGUGAGGAGAAAGAAGACCGAGAUCACACUGCGCAGUGCCCGGCACCAGGCUACAGCCGCAACCUCCAGUGCCAGUUCCCACAGGCAGGGUGGCUUUCACCCUGUGCUAGGGGCCACCGCACGUGCAACAGACAGAGAUGCAGCUCUGUGUUUUCGGGUGGCCACUGGUGCUCUCUGCCCCUCUCUCUUGUUGCCAUACGGGGCAGUGAGGAAUUAUAAAACAGCAUGCAGGAGGAAGAGGGCUGCCUCUAAGAACUGGAUCUUUUGCAGAUGCCGCUAUAAAGCACCCACCAGCUCUCUACCAUACUGCUGUUUUUUCCAGGCAACGCCACACCUCCUGAGGACACUGGGGACAUCAGGUUUUUGCUGAGCUUAGCAUCUUUCCACCAUCAUAGAGAAAGCUUCAGACAGACACUCAUCUGCCCUGAAGUAAAGAGCUGCAACGGCCAUCAAGAGGCUUUCCUUCCUUUGCAUGUCCAAUCCCACCCCAUUACCAGACCUAACCUGCACAAUCUGGAGAGCUAACCCUCCCCCUCACCUUUCCUACGAUGACUCACCAUUAUUUUGAACUUUGAAGAGAGGAACUUAUGGGGAUCUUGGAAGCCUGUAUUUCUCUCUAGGAUUUCCCCAGAGUCAAUUAAUCUGUGUCACUAAGAGACACUGAGAUUUGCUUCUCCAGCAGGCUAAAAUAUUCCCCCCCUCUGAUCAUCCCUCUGCAUUUUCAUGAGCUACUUCCAAACCUAUGAACUUGUCCUUUCCCAGGAGAGUAGCCUUCCCCUGAACCUCAUCCCAGCACCGGGCAGCUGGAAGAGUUUAGAUUAAGGAUUGCUUUUAAACCUAAAUAUGACAGUUGCUACUGGAGACCCCACGGAUGAAGCAGCAGCUUUGGCAGGUCAUCCUCAGGACACCUAUAACCCUGAAACUGAUCAUGAAUGCUGCGAGAGGGUAGUCAUUAACAUCUCGGGGCUGCGGUUUGAAACGCAACUCAAGACGCUAGCUCAGUUUCCAGAGACCUUGCUAGGGGACCCUAAAAAGAGAAUGAGAUAUUUUGAUCCUCUCCGGAAUGAGUAUUUCUUUGACCGAAACAGACCCAGCUUCGAUGCUAUUUUGUACUACUACCAAUCGGGGGGCAGGUUAAGGAGGCCUGUCAACGUGCCCUUAGACAUCUUCUCGGAGGAGAUCAGGUUUUAUGAACUCGGGGAAGAAGCCAUGGAGAUGUUCCGAGAGGAUGAAGGAUACAUUAAGGAAGAAGAAAGGCCUUUACCGGAGAAUGAGUUUCAGAGACAAGUGUGGCUGCUUUUUGAGUAUCCAGAAAGCUCAGGACCUGCCAGGAUUAUAGCUAUUGUCUCUGUCAUGGUGAUUCUAAUCUCCAUCGUGAGCUUUUGCCUGGAAACGCUGCCUGUUUUUCGGGAUGAGAACGAAGACCUGCAUGGAGGUGGAAUGAGCCAUCACCCUUACUCCAACAGUACCAUGAGCUAUCAGCAGUCGACCUCUUUCACAGACCCUUUCUUUAUAGUAGAGACACUUUGCAUCAUUUGGUUCUCCUUCGAGUUCUUGGUAAGGUUUUUUGCCUGCCCCAGCAAGGCUGGGUUUUUUACCAACAUCAUGAACAUUAUUGACAUUGUAGCUAUCAUUCCAUACUUCAUCACUCUAGGGACCGAACUGGCUGAGAAACCAGAGGAUGGCCAGCAAGGCCAACAGGCCAUGUCUCUGGCCAUCCUUCGAGUCAUCCGCUUGGUGAGGGUUUUUAGGAUCUUCAAGCUGUCCAGGCACUCCAAAGGGCUGCAGAUCCUGGGGCAGACCCUCAAGGCCAGCAUGCGGGAACUAGGCCUCUUGAUAUUUUUCCUCUUCAUCGGUGUCAUCCUCUUCUCCAGCGCCGUCUACUUCGCUGAGGCGGAUGAGAGCGAGUCUCAGUUUCCCAGCAUCCCAGAUGCUUUCUGGUGGGCGGUGGUUUCCAUGACCACAGUUGGCUAUGGAGACAUGGUCCCUACGACCAUCGGUGGGAAAAUAGUGGGCUCCUUAUGUGCCAUUGCAGGUGUAUUAACGAUUGCCUUACCAGUGCCAGUCAUAGUGUCCAACUUCAACUACUUCUAUCACCGCGAGACAGAAGGAGAGGAGCAAGCCCAAUAUUUGCAAGUGACCAGCUGCCCAAAGAUCCCUUCUUCCCCUGACCUAAAGAAAAGCAGAAGUGCCUCCACUAUUAGUAAGUCUGAUUAUAUGGAGAUACAGGAAGGUGUAAACAAUAGUAAUGAGGACUUUAGAGAGGAGAACAUGAAGACAGCCAAUUGCACCCUGGCAAACACAAAUUACGUUAAUAUCACCAAAAUGCUAACCGAUGUGUAGUCCUUAAAGCUGUUACCAUAUUUAAAGCUGAAGUGGAACAAUUACAGAUAUUGCAUAAUAUCCUGCAUUGUAGUUAAUACAGUAUGUUCUACAGCGUGCAUUUGGUUCUGCAUGGGAAGCAAUAGUUGUGUAAGUGACUUUCUAAACUUAUUUAGACACCGAAUAAGCUUUCAUGCAAAAGUUGUUUUUUUACAUCACAGGUUUAUGGGUUUCCAAAGACAUGGAGCAUGUAGGCAUUCAAAACAAAAUUAUAUCACUUGCAGUCCCAGGGAUAUUGAACAAAAAAGUCAUUCAAGAAACCUCAUGUAAACAACAGUCCCCACAAAUGUCAAGCAGAAAAAGUGUUUCACUGCACUCGACACAUACAAAAAAACAUCCCAAGGAAAUAGCACACAUCUAGCUUCCAAGCGUAUGGAUUCAUAAUGAAAAGGUCAUGCAUAGUUUAAUUAAAGGAACAUACAUCCCGGCGUCCAAAUUACUUUAUGGCUUAGACUUCUGCCUUGGAAAUGCCAAGCAAGAACACAUCAUGCAGGCUUGUGUUUCAUAACUGAAAAUGCUGCAUGCUGCAAUGGUUUCAUCCACUGCAGUAUGUCCGUGUGAGACCUAGGGGAGAGACAAUUAGCAUGACAGAACACCAUUGAUUAAGUCUUAAAUUUUCUAUGCCGGUGAUAGGAAGGGACAUAAACAAAUCAAGAGCCUGCUUUUUAUUUGGGUUUUUUUUCCGAUGACACUUCCAUCCUCACUAUCUCCAGGGUCACCAAAGACACAUCCACUGACACAUUCAAAAUGAGUUGAAAAAGUAUCUUUUUUUAGCAUAUUGGAGCAAACUAUGCUGUGGCCUAUAAUAUAUUUAUACUGCAGUGAAAUUUAAUCAGUAAUACAGUACUGCUGCAUGGAUAUGUGUUGCAUGAAUCUUAAUAUUGAAUACACAUACAAAUAUAUUUUUUCUCAGUAGACUAUACAGUAUUCAUGUUUAUAGUGUUUACAGAUUCUCCGAUGACUUGCAGGAGAUUCAUGGAAGUAAAAAGAAAAACAAGGCUGGAUUACGGCAAGGCAGGGGCUGACUAAAUUUGAGACGCAAGGCAAAGCUUUCUGGGUGCUUCCUGGUAUUCACUGAAACGGAGCAAAGAAUUGUGCAUGUGAAGGAAGGUGAGCUGAAAGUUAAGCAACAGUACUAAGCAACACCAGCAGAGGAACUGGCUUGGGUAUGACUAGGUAUAAUACGGGAUAUAGUAGUUCAGGUUAGUAGUGGAAAACUAUCGCCCUGCAGCUGACCUCUGCUUCGAAACAACAUACCAAACAGCCUGCAGCACUUGGGCAGAAUGGUCCAAGCUCUGCCCUCGCUGGCACGCACUGAAGUUGAUGAGAUUACAGGGUGUCAUUGAAGGUGGGAUCCAACCUGCUUCCCAGAUGGCCCCUUGCUUUCAAUCAGUGGGGCAAGAGUUUCCCAUUAUUCUCAAGCUCCACCUUCUAGCACACCUUUUGAAAAUGCCCCCGGGCCCUAACUUUGCUGCAACUUCAGCCGGCCUGUGCUGUGUUUUGGCUCACAGAGGGCAUGCGGCCCUCUUGGCCUAAAGCAGAGCUCCUUCGCUUUGGACCACACCUUGCCAUCCCCUCCCAGGAUGAAGCUUCCCUUGAAAUCAAUGGGACUUUCCCCAGAGCAUGGGAAACUCGCCUCUGUGCAGAGAGUCUGCAAAAGGACUGCUCAACAAUUCAGAUCCACAGGCCAAAUGUGGUGCACUUGCUUUGUGCAGGGGUGAAGGCAGGGCUGGAUUUAAAGACUGGUCCAGCAAUUCCUCAGAACCUGGAGCACUUCUUCUGUACUGACUCAGUCUUCAAGUCCGCGACCUCCCCCCACUCCAUUGAUUGCAAUGGAAGUUCUGCCUGAAUAAAGAACUCAGGGCUUUCCCCAUUCCCUUUACAAUCCCAGUUUUAUUCCAGAAUAGCUGGGAGCCUCCCAUUGCUCCCACGAAUGUUUCAAGUGGAUUAUAUUGACCUGUCCCCUGCCCCAUGCACAUGCUUGUUUACUUCCCGUUUUCCCAUAGUUUCCAUGUCCAGAAGCGUAGCUGACAAUCUGACAGCGGCAGGAGAGAAAGGAAAUUCCCCAUUGUUUGAUAAACCAUCCAACAGAGGCAAUCUUCUUUUCGUACACAUGCCACGGCAUCAGAGAAUGCCCGGCUGCAAGAUCUGUAGCGCAGAUCUCAGCCGCUCCCUAGCUGGUCAGUAGAACUCUGAAACCAGCAAUUAUUUACUGUUUUAAGGCCUCGGGCUAGGAAAGCAUUUAAGGACGUGCUUAAACUUAAGCACACGCUAAGCGGUACGCUGAAUCGGGGCCUUAGACUCCCAUUGACUUCAGUGCACUUUGGAUCAGGCAAAUAGAUUUCUACCUAUCGUCAUUUUCAAAGGCUGCCAUGAGAGAAGGGAUUAUUUCUAAUAUCCUUGAUAAAAUACAGGUACUGCUAUAGCCUUCAGCAAUGGUUCCCAAAUCUUGCUAUGGUCCCGAUUCUCCUCUCACUUACACCAGUGUCAUGCCACUGAUCCAUAUGAAGUUACUACUGAUUUACACCCGUGCAAGGGAGAGAAGAUUGACUCAGGUCCAUUAGGACUGGUACUACAGCACUUUCUCCCGUUAGGGCAAAAGGGCCUGACUCCUGCAAGGUGCAAAGCGCUUUCAGCUCCACUGCCCUUCAGUGGCCAGUGCUGGCGCAACACGAUUGAUUCAGAGGCAUUUUUUUAAUAAGAGAUCUUAAUUCUCUGGCUUCCCGGGUGUAAGCAAUGAACAACAGAAGUGCAUUUUUUGUCUUGUUCAUUUAAAUGCAAUCAUUUUUACCUCUAAAAUAUAAUAUAAAACUAUCAAAAGCAAUAAACCUUAUUAAAAGAUUCCAUCACAUUUUAUAGCGAUGGUCCUAAACCAGCGCCACUUGCUUCUCAGUCCAAAUUCCCAGUGAGGCCAGCCAGCCUAAAUCGGUCUGUCCCCACCAUUGUAGCAUCUGAGUACCUCAUAGACUUUAAUGAUUUACCCUUACAGCACCCCUGUGAGGUAUGGUGGUGUAUUAUUCCCAUUGUACAGAUGGGAAACUGAGGCAGAGUGAGACUAAGGGCCAGAUUUUAAAGGUAUUUCGGCACCUAGAGAUCUCGCCAUCUGGGGGGAUUUUCAAAAGUGCCUAGGCACCUAACUCCCAUUGACAUCUGUAUCUGUGGGUACAUCUAUACUCCAUUGUAAACCAGGUCUAUGGGACUCAGGCUUGUGGACUUGGUGUUUCCAAGCCUGUGCUUGAGUGUCCCUACUGCAUUGUAAACCUGGGUUUAUAAUUGCUGAACCAGGGUCUCACAGCCAUGCUGACUCAUCUAUACUGCACUACGCAGGCCUUCUGACUCAAGUCGGUGGCUUGUGCUACAUCCACACUACAAAAUGACAGGGCUUGGACUUGAGGCACAGUAAGACUCAAGCUCUGACCCUCCCCCACCUCCCCGCCCCCAGCAGGGUCCUAGGACCUGGGUUCGAGCGCUGGGUGACCAGAGUCAGACUGAUUUGCGUGAAGACAGAAGGGGGGUUUGAUCUCAAACCUGAGUCACAACCUGGGUUUGCUGUGCAGUGUAGACAUACCUUUUAGGUGCCUAAAUACCUUUGCAGAUCUGGGCCUCAGUGACUUGACCAAAGUCACACAGGACAUCUGUGGUGGAGGAACUGACACACAGAGAGACUGUGGCUAAAACAAAAGUGCCCAAGACUCUAACUUUCAAUAAAACUUUGGGUAAAAUUUUCAAAAGUGCCUCAAUCCCAUUGGCUUUCAAUAGGACUUAGGGUCCUGAAUCACUUAGACACUUUUGAAAAUUGUACCCUAAAUGACUCACCCAGGCAAUCUGUGGUAGAACUUGGACAUGAACCCAGAUCUCUUGAAUACCAGCAAGUGCCCAAGCCACUGGACUACCCUGCCUCCUUCUGGACUGCUCUUUUGGUCCGUAAUGAUUUUUAUAAGUGACCUUCUCCCCUCAUGUAGAAGACCAUUACAAGGCCUGUACACCACCUUAUCUUAAGGGCUUAGGUGGGUUAGAGGUCUCAUGCUGAUCCUUUGCCCAGGGAUAAAUAUCAUCUUAGGUGAGUAGGGAACACCAGGAACUGGUCCAGUGGUUGGUUUAUCCCCAGUGUUUUGAGCCAUUGCUGUACCAUGCUGGCGUAUUUUGCAUAAGGGAUAUCACAACAGAGAGUACAGUGCUGUUCUUACACUUAGCCAUGGCUAUCAUUAUCUGUCUUUCUCUCUGGAUGGACGAACCAAUUGAGAUAAAAUACAGAUCUGCCCAAACCUUCAGUUAACAAGCUCUAAUCAAUGCCCUUCCCCCAAAUAUUCUGAGUUUCCCAGGAGUUUGGUGAACUUUAAAAUAAUGCUCACUGAAGCCAGGAGUGAUGGCUUAAUCCCUUCCAUUGCCUUGAGCCAGACUAAAAUUAUUACCACCUGGCUCAGUGCACCUGAAGGGAGGAAGGAAUAUAUGUGGCUAAUGACUUGCUCUGGGUAGACUGCCUUGGCAUUGGCGCAGAAUUUGAAAACAGGCCCGAUGUCAAGGACAUACAAGAAUGCCUGAGGCAACCUGCUCUGGGAGCUUUAAGAGUCCGCAGUGGGCUCACUGGGAACAGUGUCCUCAUGACCAGGGGGCUAUGGCAAACAGAAGGGGCCAAAUGUAGCCCCGACAUAAAGAGAUUACACUCCUAUUGACUUCAGUGGGGCUUGAGCCUAGAGUUCAGGGAUCUAGGUACUGUUCCUAGCUUUGUUUCUGACUCACCUUUGUGACUUGGAAAAAGUGUUCAAAAGUGGCAUCUGAUCUUGGUUUGAGAGACUUCAGGCCUGAUUUUCAGAGCUACCAAGCAUCGAGAACUCUCUUUGAUGUCCACAGGAAAUGGAAAUCAGGCCCAUGGCAUCUCACAUCAGGCACCCCUAACUGCGGCACUUAGGACCCUCAUGAUUUGUCCAAAGCCACAGAGAGAGGCAGCGUCAGAGCCGGGAUUAGAACACAGGUCACUUUCUAGCACCUAACCCUGAUGCGCAGAUUGCUAGGCAACAUAUAAAAUCUCUCUCUCUUUAAUGCCUUAAAAAAUAGCAUUUGCUCAAAGGGCAAUCACAUUAGGCUGGGGAACUGGUGAGUUUCCAUCAAACCAAAACCGAUAGGAAAAAAUAUCUAUGUAGAUAGUAUUGUGAGUACAGGCUUUAUCAGAAAUACUUAUCUCUGCAGAUAGUUUUAUGUCCUUUUCCAAAGCCUACUCAAACACUAUGCUAUAUCAAGAAAAAGUUCCUAAGAAUGGUGUUCUGAGAGUGUAGCCUGGGGGUGUAUAAAUAUGAACAUAUUUGUGCAUAAAUACACAAAAGGAGAGAAAAAGACAGAGGAAGUAUUUCAGGAAGGGUCUUGCUUUGCGACCAGGUGGUUCCUAGGUCAGCCACUGAAAUUACUGACAAAAUCUCCUAGACUUUCUGGAGUUCGCAAUACAGUUAGAGGUGGGCCCAAGCUGAGAAACAGAUCCAGAUCCAAAUUUGAAAUGGGUUGAAUUAAACACCUUUCCCUCUUGAGUAACGAGGACAUUUGGAGUUCAGCUUUACAGCUGUUCCUUCUCUCUCUCUAGUGGAGGGAACAAAUCCCCCAAUAGCCCUGAAACUUUGCGAGAUCGCCAACCCAUGGCUUGGGCCCAUCGCUAGUAUCUAUGUUACUAUGCAGAUGAAGCCAAAGCAAUGAUCUAAGGGAUUUGUUUGUGAUGCAAGAUGCAUCAGCUGAAUCAAAUUAUUAUAGAAGUUAGGGAAAAGUAUCCAUAGGUAGAUACUACUGUGGGUUACAGGAUUUAUCAGAUGCAGGGCAUGUGAUUUCCUACAAUUAUGAAUUUCAACCCUAUAAGGUUUGAAUGUCUUAUAGGUCCCACAGCCCCAUAAAGAAGGCCCCCAUGCUUCCUUCCCCCGACCCCUCACAUCAGGGAGAGAUGGAGCAGAACUCAGGGGUGGAUGCAUGUACCUAAGAAUGUGGACUAUGGCAUGGACCCCACAUAUUUGGAGCUGGGGAGGAGUAACUCUAUAGAGUGCGUUCUCCUCAGGAUCCUGUGAAUUUCCCACUGACCAUCACUCUAGUUCCUAAUACUGCUCAGAGCAGAGUUAAUUACCUCCCCUUGUCCUCCAUCCCCUCAAUGGGGUGUGGUCAGUAUCUGUGCUCAGUAGAGGACCAAUUGGCUAUGCUGCCAUUGGGAAAGAGGCCAGGGAGCAAUGAAGAGUGGCUGGCACAGAUCCCUAAGCUUAGGCCUAGUAUUCACCAUGGAUCUUAAGGCUCUGCAUGAGUGAGAGACGGCUCCUUUCUCACACACCUUGUGCAUGCAAAUCUCUUCCCCAGAGCCAAGAACUCUUCCUGUUGUCAGAGCUCCUCUCCUCCCUUUUGCAAGUGGUUGUUGUUGCAGCUAUUAAUUUCUGCUGUGGUCAUGUCUAGGGACCCCAAGCAGGGAUCGGGGCCCCAUUCCAUUAGGCACUGUCUAAGUAAAUAUCACAGAGACAGUUCCUGCCCCAGACAGCUGACAAUCCCCUAAUGGGAACACCUAGCUCUCAAUUCUUUUUCAUACCAACCCUUGAGAGCAAACCUUACACUACUUUUGGUCUUAAGCUGAAAUGCGGCUCCUCUCCUGUGCUCUGCUCAGGGUCCUUUGUGAAGUUCAGCAUAAUGGCCACAUUCUAGCACUUUAAUCGCCUGCCAGCUCUCUCUCUGCAUCAGACCAUUUCUAAAAUCUUCCAGCUGCAGUCACGAUCUUGGCAUUUAGCCCUGCAUGAUGCUGGCUGGACACCCUCAAUUCCUAUUUCUAGAAAGGGAGCUGCAGGUGCUGAGAUCUUGGCAGGAUCACAUCAUAGGACUUUGGGUCAGAACCCGAGCUAGUGAAAAUUGGUGCCAUUGGAGCUACACCAAUUUAUAUCAGUUGAGCAUCUGGUCCACAGCUCAUGUAAAGGUGGCAACAGAUAAAUUCCUUAAUUCAUGUUUCUCUUCCUGGGUACGUUUUGGCUUCUACAGGAUGUUGAAUGAUGCAAUGUGACAACAGUUUCUUUCCAGGGUGUCUGUGUGUAUAAAUAUAUAUGGGAACUGCAUAUUCUUUCAAGAUUUGUAUGGCUUUUUUUUUUAACCAAGUGUAAGAACUGCAAUUAGUAGUUUGCACCUGCUUCCCCAUUGCCUGAGACUUUGCAAAUGUCUUACAAUGUCAUAUUACUCAUCAUUGCUAGAAGCUAAAAAAAAAAGAUAGAUAUUGGCUCAAAUAUGAGUGUGUUGCCUAAUUUGAGAGAAUCAAUAUGAAGAGGAAAUCCAAGAAAAACAUGUAAUAAUGAUGCUGGAACUGAACCUUUCGUCUCCAUGGUUACUGGAGAAAUGGGACCAAUAAUGGAGAGAGGCCUAUAAACUGUGGAAGAAGGGCUCAUGGGAAUUCCAACUCAUUUAACCAUGUGUUUGCUAGACAACAUUUUAGACACCAGCUGUAUCUGAAUUGCACAGUGUGUAUAGACAGUAUCAUUCUUAUUGACGACUGGCUGGCAUUCUCAGCAUUGACUGGACACUGUUAGCUGAGAAAUCCGAAGUCAAUAAGGUGGGACAUUUGUAUAUAGAUAUACAUAUCUGUGUAAAUACAUAUUCUGAAUGAA
Dermochelys coriacea (leatherback sea turtle) is the source of this 11051-nucleotide messenger RNA. It is a transcript of the gene KCNA2, whose product is annotated as potassium voltage-gated channel subfamily A member 2. Bases 1912 to 3411 code for a protein of 499 amino acids. Gene Ontology annotation, biological process: potassium ion transmembrane transport; protein homooligomerization. The record is from RefSeq and is a predicted model, not a curated record. Gene Ontology annotation, cellular component: voltage-gated potassium channel complex; dendrite; juxtaparanode region of axon. The transcript is spliced from 2 exons. Gene Ontology annotation, molecular function: delayed rectifier potassium channel activity; protein binding. Lineage: Eukaryota; Metazoa; Chordata; Testudines; Dermochelyidae.